AUGACGCGUCCCUCCUCAGGUUACAAAUGCGAAGAAUCUAUCUCCUGGUUGCAAAUGCGAAGAAUUUAUCUCCUGCUUGCAAAUGCGAAGAAUCUAUCUCCUGCUUGCAAAUGCGAUACGUCCGUCCUCGGUUAUAAAUGCGACGCACGUGUCCACAUGUUGCAAAUGCGACGCAUCUGUUCUCAUGUUGCAAAUACAACGCAUCCAUUCUCAUGUUGCAAAUGCGACACAUCCGUUCUCGUGUUGAAAAUGCGACGCAUCCUUUCUCAUGUUGCAAAUGCGAUGCAUCGAUUCUCAUUUUGCAAACGCGACGCAUCCGUUCUCAUGCUGCAAAACCGACACGUCUGUCUUUCGGUUGCACAAGCGACGCAUCAGUCGUUAGGUUGCAAAUGUGACACAUUUGUUCUCAUGUUACAAAUGCGGCGCAUCGGUCUUCAUGUUACAAAUACCUUGCAUCCCACCUCAUGUUACAAAUGCACUGCAUCCGUCCCCAUGAGACAAAUGCAUCAUAUCUAUCUUCAUCAUGAAAGCACAUCGCAGUAA
Molecule: messenger RNA, 543 nt
Organism: Acanthosepion pharaonis
Lineage: Eukaryota; Metazoa; Mollusca; Cephalopoda; Sepiida; Sepiidae
Source: the annotation of a GenBank genome assembly